Molecule: messenger RNA, 1210 nt
Organism: Talpa occidentalis (Iberian mole)
Lineage: Eukaryota; Metazoa; Chordata; Mammalia; Eulipotyphla; Talpidae
Gene: NUDT22
Product: nudix hydrolase 22
Exons: 5
Coding region: 120-989 (289 amino acids)
Molecular function (GO): GDP-mannose hydrolase activity
Source: RefSeq, a predicted model, not a curated record
GAGUGACGGGCCCUGGGACCUCUGGGGGCGGCGACGCCGGAGGCCCGGGAGGCCUGGCUGCGGGAGGCGUGGCUGCCCAGUGAGCUCGCGGCCCUUGGCGGAGCUGCCCGCUUCAGAAAAUGGACCCUGAGGUGUCCCUGCUGCUGCAGUGCCCCCAGGGCGGGCUGCCCGAGGAGCGGGUUCGGGCAGAGCUGAGCCCAGCCUACGACCGUCGCCCACUGCCGGGAGGGGACAAGGCCAUCGCUGCCCUCUGGGAGAGCCGCCUCCAGGCCCAGCCCUGGCUCUUUGAUGCCCCCAAGUUCCGCCUGCACUCGGCCAUUCUGACACCCACGGGCUCACCAGGGCCACAGCUUCUCCUGCGCCUGGGCCUCACUUCCUACCGAGACUUCCUGGGCACCAACUGGGCCAGCUCAGCUGCCUGGCUGCGACAGCAGGGUGCUGCCGACUGGGGUGACAAGCAAGCCUACCUGGCAGACCCACUGGGGGUGGGUGCAGCACUGGUCACCGCUGAUGACUUCCUUGUCUUCCUGCGCCGCUCUCAGCAGGUGGCUGAGGCACCUGGGCUGGUGGAUGUGCCCGGCGGACACCCUGAGCCUCAGGCCCUGUGCCCUGGUGACAGCCCUCUGCACAAAGACCUCCCUGGGGAGCUGGUGGUGCAUGAGCUCUUCUCCAGUGUCCUCCAGGAGAUCUGUGAUGAGGUGAACUUGCCGCUGCUCACCCUGAGCCAGCCACUACUACUGGGCAUCGCCCGCAAUGAAACCAGUGCUGGCCGAGCCAGUGCUGAGUUCUACGUCCGAAAGUGCAAAGGCUGCAGGAGACCGAAAUGUGGGCAGAGCUCUGCCCCUCGGCCAAAGGCGCCAUCUUCCUCUAUAACCUGGGCCAGGGAAGUGCACCUGAGUCACCCCAGGGUCCCCAGCCCGAUCACCAGUUUGGAAGACAAUAAAGGACUUUUUAUUCUUGGAUUUCUUUGGCAUCUGCAGUUUCCAUGAGACAGAAGGGGGCCGCUGGGGCAGCCCUGGAUGGGUGAGGCAGGACAAGUGACCUGGGAGGGGAAAGCCUCGCCUCGGUUUCCCCCUUUGCAAGCUGGCAUUAGGGCUGGCCCUCUUGCCAGGCUCUGGUGAGGGGCGGGGCAGACUGUGGGGUGGAACUGCCUCGCGAGACGUGCACGGAGCGGCGGAGGACUGGCCGAAAGCCUCUCUGGGGGGUCAGG